UAUGGAACUACUAAAGAAUUUCAGAUAUGGCAAAAAAUGUAUCAAUGGAGUAUUCCCAGAACAAAAAGCUAAAAUCAGAAUCAAAGUAGGCAUGACCAAAGCCUUUCCAGUAUAGAGAGGCAUGUGACAGGGAUGCCCUCUCUCACCAGUCUUAUUUAUACUCGCCAUAGAAAUCAAAGCAUGGAAAUUACCACAAGGGGCGUUCUCUCAGGGGGCGGGGCUUCUGUAGCUCCGCCCCCUCGCCGCUCCUCCCGAGGCCUCUCUUCCGCCUCAGUUGUCCGUCGCCUGUCGCCGCUGCCGCCAUGGAGCAGGGGGAGCCGCGAGGGAGCCCAGCCCGAGGGUACUGUGCCUCCAACUGAGGAAAGAAAGAAGGAAGGAAGGAAGGAAGGAGGCCAUGGAGGCCGGGGGCCUGGCCUUUCCCUGCUGGAGGGGCCCUUCUGAAGCUGACGAGGAGGAGGAAGGGCCCUCAGGAUUUGAGAGUGGCUACUUGAGCUUCUCCAGGAGGGGCCCCGAGGAGAAGGAGGCAGCAGAGGAAGAGGAGGAGGCCCGCCUGAAGGUGGACUUCUUCCGGAAGCUGGGCUACUCGGUGGAGGAGGUGGAGGGUGUGCUGCAGAAGCACGGCCCCGGCGCUGACACCAACACCGUCCUGGGUGCCUUGGUCCAGCAUGGGGGCCCCGAGCAGCAGCAGCAGACACAUCUGCCACCCAAGAGGAAGGGGCCCGGGUCCCCCGCAUCCAUGGGACCCCAGGACAUGCCUCCUGCCCUGCCACUCCACAGCCCUUCUGAGGAGGGGCCUCAACUCCGCCCCAUCGUCAUCGAUGGCAGCAACGUGGCCAUGAGCCAUGGGGACAGAGACGUCUUCUCCUGCCGGGGCAUCCUGCUAGCAGUGAACUGGUUCCUUGACCGAGGGCACACCGACAUCACCGUCUUCGUUCCAUCCUGGAGGAAGGAGCAGCCAAGGCCAGAUGCACCUAUUGCAGACCAGGACAUCCUUCUGGAUCUGGAGCGGAGGAAAAUCCUGGUCUUCACACCCUCACGGCGGGUGGGGGGCAAGCGGGUAGUCUGCUACGAUGACCGCUUCAUUGUCAAGCUGGCCUGCGAGUCGGACGGCGUGGUGGUCUCCAACGACACCUACCGGGACCUGCAAGCUGAGCGGAGCGAGUGGAAGAAGUUCAUCGAGGAGCGCUUGCUCAUGUACUCCUUCGUCAAUGACAAAUUCAUGCCUCCAGAUGACCCGCUUGGGCGCCACGGACCCAGCCUGGACAACUUCCUCAGGAAGAAGCCGCUGGCUCCAGAACACAAGAAGCAGCAGUGUCCCUAUGGCAAGAAGUGCACCUACGGCAUCAAAUGCAAGUUCUACCAUCCGGAGCGGGCAAACCAGGCACAGCGCUCCGUUGCAGAUGAGCUCCGCGCCAACGCCAGGCUCUCCCCAACCCAAAGUGCCACCAAGGAGGAGAGGAGUACUCGCCGCUGCCACCCUCAAGGGGAGUCCCUAGGUUCCGAGGGCAUCAGUGAGAAGCUCCCCUCGCCAAAGGCUGCUACAGCUGAGAAGAAAGGCUCUGCUCGCAAAGGGGGCAAGACAGGGGAAAGGGCAGCCCACUUGCCCAAAAUGGGAGGUGUCUCCCCCAAGAAGGGGGGCAGCAGCAGCAGCGGAGGGGGCCACUACCGGCCACAGGAUUGGUACCAAGCACCACCACCCCUGGCCUCCCCCUGCAUGGACUCACUCACGUAUGUCUCUCAGGAGCACCUCGACUCUGGGAUUGGCUCCUUGGAAAGCCAACUGUCUGAGAUGUGGCCACACAGCCAUUAUGGCCACCAAGAACCCCUGGGGAGUUACCGGGGAUCUGGCUACCCACUUUCCUCCUGCUCCUCCUCCUCUGGCCCCGAGUCCAGCAGCUACCACCCUUUCCAGCCCCAGAGCUACCACCCACGACUCUCGGCCUCCGGCUCCAGCUUCAUGCCAUAUGGCCAAGAGUUACCCUCCAGCCAAGCCCCUCCACCGCACUCCUUUUCUGGGUAUCCUGUGCCUGCUGACUCUUCUCUGGCCUCAGGAAGGAAGUACUGGUCUGAGCCAGCCUGCCCGCCUGCGCGAGAGUUUCCCAGGGCCCCCCGGAUGGCCUACGAAGACAGGCCCCCCUCUCACCCUUCCUGGCCGGCCCCAGAGUGCCUGGCCGAGGAGCGGGCCAAGGUCCACAUCAAGCUCUGCGGGAUCUUCCAUCCACACUUAGUGGAUGCCGUCAUGAGCCGCUUCCCGCACCUUCUGGACCCCCAGCAGCUGGCAGCCGAAAUCCUCACCUACAAGUCACAGAAUCCCCGGGUCUGAGGGCAGCGAUCCCUGUAUUUUGAUGGGCAGGAGCCCAUUCCCUUUAGGUGGCUAUCUGGUCAAGGUGUUGGCAUGGGAAAGAGUGGGCCACACAGAAGAGGCAUUGCCAAACAUGGCCAUAAUCCUAAUGGGGUUCUCCCACUUGCAGAAGUGAUGGCACCUUAUUUAGUCUGAAGUGAAAUGUCCAUUUUCCAUUCAGAGCAGCAGAAGUGGAGUUCUGCCUGCCCACUUAGGCUUGCAUACACAUGUUGUGUGCGGCACAUUUUCACACAUGGGCUUGCUUGCACAUUUGUCUGUGCAGCAUGGCUGUGCAUUAACCGGUGACAGUGAAUAGCUGCCACACAACCAUCUUCCCAGCCUCCUCCUUCUCGUCCCAAUUCCUCACUCCAAAACCUAGCCAUUUGUGUACAUAAUCAGGAAAAUGGCACAGGGUUGGAGAUCUAGUAACCCCCUCCAACCGCUGACCACUAAGAUAUCCUCAAAUCAUUGGCUUGGUAGCUUUGCCACUGUGAUGGCCAAAGCCCAUCCUUGGAUUCUGGCUGUACUUGUGGCCGGCUACUCUCUUUGGACAUCCCUAACUCCACAAAGGAAGGGGUGUCUGUCCCUCUCAUUUUGAAGAGAAAGAAGAAAAACUUCUCUGUUUGCUCUCCUUCUCUUAAAUGGCUCAGUCAUGGUGACUGGUAAGUCCGACGUUAAUGGUUCUGGAGCCUUUCGGUAACGAAUCUGUCACAAUUGCGUCCGGUGCCUGACCGCUUCUCCCAUCCCAAGGGCGUGAUUCGCUCACAGGCCAGGAGCAAUUGACCCUGUUGAUGCAUAUUGUAUCCCUGUAUUAUGUAUUGUGUAUUACUCUCUUUUAAGAGGUCCGCAGUGUGGCUUUAAGGUGAGGGCACUGUGUGCCACUUCAGGAGCCGCCUGGACCGGUAAUAAAAACAUGUAAAAUCGCGUAUGCCUAGUUGAGGAUGAGACAUCACUGAAGUGUGAAGGUUUCAUGUUAGUAAGCAAAAUGCUUCUUAAUGAUAAGUAGCUGUCUGAUCUUAAUAACUUUUGCACAUUUUGUAACUCAGAGAGACAACGGUUUGUAAUGGAAUUGUAUUUUUAAUAGUCACUCCUUUGGCAGUAAUGGUUUUUUAGCUAUUCUGUCCUGCUCAGAGGGCCUCUCCUAGAACUAGAGGUUCAAUAUGCAAUAAUGAAAAAUUAGCUGGAAUGUUUCACUCCUUGGAACUUGCAAUGUGCAAAAACAAUAAUAUAUAUUUUUAAAAAAGAUCUCAUUGUAAAGCAAUAACUGUUUUGCACAAAUAAAAGGCUUGGUUUGCUCAUAUU
Messenger RNA from Anolis sagrei ordinatus, 3643 nucleotides. RefSeq names its product zinc finger CCCH-type containing 12A (gene ZC3H12A). Gene Ontology annotation, biological process: 3'-UTR-mediated mRNA destabilization. Gene Ontology annotation, molecular function: metal ion binding; RNA endonuclease activity; mRNA binding. NCBI's taxonomy places the organism in Eukaryota, Metazoa, Chordata, Lepidosauria, Squamata, Anolidae. The record is from RefSeq and is a predicted model, not a curated record. Gene Ontology annotation, cellular component: nucleus; cytoplasmic ribonucleoprotein granule.